Molecule: messenger RNA, 2530 nt
Organism: Spodoptera exigua (beet armyworm)
Lineage: Eukaryota; Metazoa; Arthropoda; Insecta; Lepidoptera; Noctuidae
Source: the annotation of a GenBank genome assembly
UGAUUACAAAUCAGUCGUGUUUUUAAUACGUUCACAAUUUCGUUGCGUUGCGUGCUACUUUAAAAUAUUUUCAAUAAUAAUCGUCUUCGUUAAAUCCUAUCUGCAGUGUCGGUGUGGUGAACAUAAUCUCUAGUGUUGUGAAAAAGACGGUGUUUUGUUUAUUACUCUUGAUAACAUGUAAUGUUUUUUGAAAAUGAAGUGCUAUUUCAAUGGUAGGUUCAGCAAAGGAACACCAAUAUUUGUCAAAAGAUAAGAAGUUUGCAAAAACGGUACAAUGGAUGAUGAUGAGGCAGACUUGCGCGAGCAGAUAUUCCACAAUAAUGUUAGGGAGCAAAUUAUUUUCCUUCUACUAUUUAUAUUACUAUACCUUGUGUCAUUCAUGCUAAUUGAAAAGUUCCGACGUCGAGACAGCGAGGAUUACUUUACUGGAGAUGAGGAUGAAGUGAAAGUUUACAGAAUCAGUCUUUGGCUGUGCACCUUUGCAUUAGCCGUGUCACUGGGCUCUGCUCUCUUACUGCCAGUAUCUAUAGUCAGCAAUGAAGUACUCAUACUAUACCCUAAUAGUUAUUAUGUCAAAUGGCUCAACAGCUCUCUCAUACAAGGGUUAUGGAACCACGUAUUCCUGUUUUCCAAUCUGUCAAUGUUCGUGUUCCUGCCUUUUGCAUAUCUGUUCUCGGAGUCGUCUGGUUUCCCUGGAUGUAGGGGACUGAAGGGCAGAGUAUACGAGACGUUCAUAGUCCUCGCGUUACUUGGUGUUGCUAUGCUGGGCCUGGCCUACGUCAUCUCAGCCUGGUUGGAAGGCGACAGUUCCAGUAUUGAUGCUUUGCUUAAUUUGUGGACGUACCUACCUUUCCUGUAUUCCUGUGUGUCGUUCGUUGGAGUUCUUAUGUUACUGGUAUUCACUCCGCUCGGCUUCGUGAGAUUGUUCGGCGUGGUGGGCGGGGUCCUCGUCAAACCUCAGUUCCUGAGGGAUCUCAACGAGGAGUACUACGUGUACUCUUUCGAAGAGGAUACAAUCAGGCGACGCAUCAACAAUGCUGUCUCUACAGGAGUGGGCUACAUAUCCCCCGAGCCCAUGUACCCUGACCGCGGUGACAUAUCAGCGCCAUUGGAUGCUGAUGUGUCCAUAACAAAGGACAGCCAGCGUGCUGCCGUGAAACGAGGCAAGGAGACACCCUUGCUUCGACUGAGGAACGGCGCCCUCCAGGCCGGACUGAACGACAGGCUGCACAGAGUCGUGGCUAUGAGGAAGGAGGUAGAAGGUCAACGCAAAACAUCGUCUCUCCAACGUAACGUGGUGUACCCACUGGCGAUGCUGUUAUUGCUAGCACUGACCACCAUUACCGUGCUCAUGGUGUUGCAAAACACCCUCGAACUGCUCAUCGGAAUCAAAGCCUUGCCCCUUAGUACACGGCAAUUCACGCUGGGCAUUGCGUCGCUGUCGAAGCUGGGGUGUGCGGGCGCGGUUCUGGAGGCGUUCCUGAUCGUGUACCUGUACGCCGCCUCCCUCACGGGGCUGGGCACGCCGCUGCGCGCGCUACGCUUGUUGCCACGCGCGCGCCGCACGCCGCUCGCGCGCAUUAUCGCGCAUUGCACGCUACUACUCGCCUACUCCACCGCGCAUCCGCUCCUUGUGAAAAUGCUCGGCAUAACGAACUUCGAUUUGCUGGGCGAAUUUGGGCGCAUCGAAUGGCUGGGGAACUUCAAGCUGGUUCUGUUAUACAAUGCCAUAUUCGCGGGCACGGUGACGCUGUGCCUUGUGAGCAAGUUCACGGCUAGCGUGAGGCGUGAGCUGUACAACAGAUUCAGGAGGAUUGCAGAUGUUUUCACUUUCCCAGAGGAAACAAAGACUAAAGUGAUUACAAAAGCUGCAUUAAAUGCAACACGAGCAUCAGUAGAAAGAAACAUGGUCAAUGUUGACACUGAAGAUGCCAAGACAAAAUGACAUUCGACAGCAGUAAAUGAAGGAAUAUAAUAUAAUAUUGUCCUUGUAGGUAACUGUUACGAAAACACAUUUUUUAUAUUAUUUUACAAAUCCUGUGUGCAGGAGGUAUUAUACUGUGCCAAAAACUUGCGUCAACUAGGAUAGGUUAGGUUAUAAUAGAUCUGUGAUCCUCAAUGAUUCAUCAAAUAUAGCUGCCUACCUACAAACUAUUUGUAAACAAAGAAAAAAGCGUUAAAAUAUUAUUAUUAUCUUCUAUGUAAAAAGAUAUCUUUACGUAUAAAUCAAUCAGUCCCAGAGAUGAUAUUAGUGAUACUGUUUAAAUAAAGCAAGAAACAACAUCGGCUGCACGGUUGGCGCAGUGACUGAGUUACUGGCUGCUGUGUAUCAUUUCGCGGGUUCGACACCCAGACCCGAAACAAAAAUUUGUGGAUCAUACAAAUCGAAUUAAAAUAGGUACCGACAAAAUACAGAACAAUGGUGUUAGUUUCGUACCAGUUACCUAGAAAGAUAGAAAAGCCAUUGGAAACCAGGUACGAAACCUCGGUUUCCUACGCGGCGGAAAGAGAUGAUAGAAUGUGUCCGUUC